AUGGGAAGCAAUGGAAAACAUGCAGCAGAAAGGUACGCAGUGGUUACAGGGGCAAACAAGGGCAUUGGUCUUGAAACCGUUCGGCAACUUGCAUCUCAAGGUGUGACAGUUGUUUUGACAGCUCGAAAUGAGAAGAGGAGGAUGGAGGCUUUGCUGAAGCUCCAGGAGUUGGGUUUGUCAAAUAUAGUCUUUCAUCAGCUCGAUGUUUUGGACCCAGUUAGCAUCAAGUCCUUGGCCAAUUUCAUCCAGGAAAAAUUUGGCAGGCUUGAUAUCAUGGUUAAUAAUGCAGGAGCUUCUGGAGUUGUGGUUGAUGAGGAUGGCCUAAAGGCCUUAAACAUUGACCCCUCAUCCUGGCUUUCAGGGCAGGUUUUCAAGUUGAUUGAACUUCACGGAGUGAUUGAAACAAAUUAUGAGAAAGCAGAAGAAUGCUUGAAUACUAAUUACCAUGGUGUGAGAAGAGUAACAGAAGCUGUCCAACCACUAUUACAGCUUUCCCCUGCAGGAGCAAGGAUAGUAAACGUGUCCUCCCUCAGGAGUGAGCUAAAGCAGAUCCACGUCGCUGACCCAUGCCACCGACCCAACCCCAACGCCGAUCCUCGCUGCCAAUCCGCAAAGCCUCGGCCGCCGACGCAUUUCCCCUUCCCCAGAUCAAUGUUGGGUGGCCGAAACGGUCUUGGGUUUGGUGUUGGGUGGCCAAAUCGGUGUUUUGAUCGCUUCAAAGGCGUUGAUUUGGAUGCCCUUCUCGACAUGUCCACAAACGACCAUGUCAAGCUCCUCACUGUCAGAGAUCGUAGAAGGUUUCAAAGUGGUCUGAAGCGAAAGCCCAUGUCUUUGAUCAAGAAAUUGCGCUAAGCUGGUUUGGGUCUCGUACUUGACAAUGACGGCAAUACCAGUCUUGGACUCUUUGCGUUCGCAACAUGCUAGUAUCUGACACUUCCCAACCUCAAAGUCUCCUAUCAGCACCACCUUGAAUUCACAGUCAAUCCUCUGUUCCGAAACUCCAUAUCCUUCUUUACCUUGGCUUGCCAUUUUCU
This is a messenger RNA of Quercus lobata, 1034 nucleotides long. RefSeq names its product (+)-neomenthol dehydrogenase-like. Gene Ontology annotation, biological process: translation. The coding region runs from base 1 to 852 and encodes 283 amino acids. The transcript is spliced from 7 exons. The record is from RefSeq and is a predicted model, not a curated record. Gene Ontology annotation, molecular function: structural constituent of ribosome. NCBI's taxonomy places the organism in Eukaryota, Viridiplantae, Streptophyta, Magnoliopsida, Fagales, Fagaceae. Gene Ontology annotation, cellular component: membrane; ribosome.